Molecule: messenger RNA, 1404 nt
Organism: Hydatigera taeniaeformis
Lineage: Eukaryota; Metazoa; Platyhelminthes; Cestoda; Cyclophyllidea; Taeniidae
Source: the annotation of a GenBank genome assembly
AUGAACACAGCGAUGCUCCGAGAUCUGCAGCGCGUCUCUCUUGAUUUCGCUAGUCGGUCAGUGGAUUCGUUGAGCCUGCUGCAGGGCUUCAGCCGCCGCGAUUUCACGUUGCGCACGGAGUGGGCACAGUCAGUACAGCGCGUUAUUGAUUCCUGGUUCUUUGGUUUUGGAAGCCCUGCUGUGGCAGGAUUUCUUGAAUCCUACAGUCAGGAUAGCAAUGGGACCACUGUUGACACCUCCAUGCACCGUAACAUCCUGUCUCAGAUACCUGACUUUGCGCGGGUGAUUCAGACAUGUCCGCUUAGAGAUGUCCGUGACUUCUGUCACGCCAUCAUUGAGGACUUGAAGAAAAAAAAGCAUUUCAUAUUCGAAAUACCCCUCCAACCCUCUCCGUCCUACUCCUUCUACAUGGACGAUCUGCCGCACCUUAGAAUAAUCUUUGAUGAACCCUAUGACGAUGAUCCCAUGUUCUCCACCUACGUUCUCUUCUGUGAGUACUGGUAUCGCUGGGGUCGACUGGACAACUUCGUCCAAAUACUCGGUUGCCAUCCAGAGUUUCUUGAGCCCUUUAUCAAGGUUCAUCAGUGUCUUUUCACUGGAGACCUCUCUCUACCCUAUCCGGUGCGCUACUAUCUGGCUAUUUUGGCUGCGGCUGAACUGCGGUGUCCCCAACUCGUCUGCCUCUUUGUGCGCUACUUUCUGCAAGCCGGUGGCGAGGGCAGCUGGCUUGAGGGUCUCUCACAUGCGCCAUCUCGCUGGUUCCAAUUGAAGCAUCUUAACCACAACUUGGCUCAUUCACCCUGGAAGAUUACUUCUGACGACAUCUACCAGCUAACUCGUGGUGACGACGUAGUGGGUCGGAUUGAGAAGCUUUCUCUCUCCGAACUGAUGCAUGCCGUUGCCAUAGUAACGCAUGUUCAUGCACUGGCUUGCUUCGCGUUUGGGGUUGCUGUACGACCCGAGUUGGAGCACGUCUGCCCCUCGCCCUACCAGCCCUGCAUCUAUUCUGCAGCCACAGGUGCUACUGUCACCGACACUUCCUCCGCCUUCCCUACCCUUGGCCAUGGAGAUAAGACUACUAUGUGGAUGAAUGAGCAGCAUUACAAGGAUCGUCAAGCGGAGGCCUCGAAGCACCUCUUCAAGUUGCUUCAAUCGGAACCCGACGAUUGGGAUGGUCGCGGAGGCGAUGAGGUAGUGGCCGAGAAUUUCCAGUCCUACGCCAAAUCGACGUCAGAGCUGAGCUUGGCAGCGUUAUGUGAGAAGAUUACGGCCUCGGACAAUUUCAACUUGGAAAAUCAUCCAGUUGUUGCAAAGUUCCUCUCAUUCCCGGGCAGCUCUUUUGUGGAUUACUUGGGUUCGCCAUUCCUUCUUUCGGUGAGUCGAACACCGCCAAAGGAAAAUUGA